UUCUCCUUCUCCGGCUCCUCCCGCACUUUUCUCUCGCACCGAUCCCCAGAAAUACAGGAUGGCCCAGGCAGUUGACGGGGGGGAAUAUUCCCUGUGAGGGGUAAAGGAGGGAAAAAUGGAGCCCAUGAGGUGCCUUGGCGUCUCUAUGACCCCGCGCCGGGGUAGAGCGGCCACUUCCGGCCCCUCCCGCGGGGGGGGACCCCAGCGCCAAGAUGGCGCAGGCCCUGUCGGCCGAGGAGUUCCAAAGGAUGCAGGCGCAGCUGCUGGAGCUGCGCACCGAGAACUACCGGCUGUCGGAUGAGCUGCGCAAGAACGGCGCCGAGCUGUCGGGGCUGCGGCAGCGGGUGCAGACGCUGGACAGGGACCUGGCCAAGGCCAACAAGGCCCUCAGCAAGAGCAAGAAGGCCCAGGAGGUGGAGGCCCUGCUGGGGGAGACCAGGAUGCUCCAGGGGAAGCUGCAGAGCCAAGAGGACGAUUUUCGUCUGCAGAACAGCACCCUGCUGCGGGAGCUGGCCAAGCUCUGUGCCCAGAUCGAGGGGCUCGAGGAGGAGAACCGGCGGCUGCAGGAGGGGGGGGCGGGGGGAGCCCCCCGAGACCCCCCCGGGGCCCCCCAGGACCCCCCCGGGACCCCCCCGAGCUCAGCCCAGCCCCCCCAAGGGGAUGGGGGGGGCCCUGAAGCCCCCCCAGAGCCCCCCCAAAAAGAGAAGGAAGAGGAGGGGGGAGGGGGGGACGCCCCCCCCAGGGACCCCCCCAGCACCCCCUGCCCAGGCAGAGUGGCCCAGCUGCAGGAGGAGGUGGCCAAGCUGACGGAGGAGCUGCGGGAACAGCGGGAAAGUUUUCUCCGCCUGCAGGAGGAGAAGGAGACGCUGCUCCAGGAGAGCCGGGCCCGCUGGGACGCGCAGGCGCAGGAGCUGCAGGCUCGGGGCCGGCGGCUGCAGCAGGAGCUGGAGGUGGCCACCAAGGCCCAGGGGGGGCUGCGGGAUCUGAGCGAGGCCCAGGCCCGGGAGCUGCGGGACAGCCGGAGCCAGAGGGAGAGCCUGGAGAGGGAGCUGCAGGUGUGCUCAGGUGAGCGGGAGGAGCUGCGCCAGCGCCUGCACGAGGCCGAGGCUGCCCAGGAGCGGCUGCGGGAGGAGCAGGAGCAGCAGCGGGGGCAGCUCGAGGAGGAGCUGGGGCAGCUGCGGGCGGCGCUGGGGGAGGAGCAGCGGCUGCGGGAGCUGCACGAGGCCGAGGGACGCGCCCUGAGACAGGAGCUGAAGGACGUGCGGGACGGGCAGCGCAUCCUGGAGAAGAAAGGCAGCGCCGCCCUGAAGGAUCUGCGGAGGCAGCUGCAGCUGGAGCGGCGCCGCGGGGAGCGGCUGCAGGAGCGGCUGCAGGAGCUGCUGGUGCCCAGCAGGAACCGCUCGGGGCUGGAGGAGCUGGGGCUGGACGGGGGCUCCUCCCCAGGGCGGGGCCCAGGCGGGGACAGCAGCUCCGUGUCCUCAUUGGGCCGUGAUGGCUCCGCCCCUGGCAGCACCAAGUCGGGCUCGGGCAGCCCCGGGGGCGGCAGCGCCGGGGGGGUCCCGGCCGGGGGGGGCCUGUCCCCGGCAGAGGUGGCCGAGCUGUUCCAGCGGCUGGCCCAGAGCCAGCAGGAGCGCUGGCUGCUGGAGGAGAAGGUGAGGCACCUGGAGGUGUCGAGCGCGUCCAUGGCCGAGGAUCUGUGCAGGAAGAGCGCCAUCAUCCAGAGCUUCGUGAGGGACAGCCGCACAGAGGCCGCGGGUCCCGCGGGGCCGGCGCGGCGCGGGGCGGGGGCGGGCCCAGGUGAGGAGGGGCUGCGGGAGAUGAACAAGAAGCUGCAGAACCUCCUGGAGGAGCAGCUGACCAAGAACCUGCACCUGGCACAGGACCUGGAGUCGCUGUCGCAGGAGCUGGCGCAGCUCAGGAAGGAACAGGCGACCCCCCCGGGACCCCCCUGAGGGGCGGGGCCUCUCCUGGUGGGCGGGGCCUCACCCUUCCCCCCCCGCAGGCUCCGCCCCCCGGCCGGGGCGCUGCUGCGGGGGAGGCGUUUCCCCUUUAAGGGCGCAGUGGGCCUCACCGGCAUUGCCCCUUUAAGGCCGGACGGUUCUUUACAUGGCGUUGCCCCUUUAAGGGUGGGGGGGGAUCCCUGGAGGGCGUUCCCCCUUUAAGAGCGGGGGCGUUGCCCCUUUAAGGAGGACGUGGUCCCCACUCUGGCGUUGCCCGUUUAAGGGGGUCCCGCAUGCGCCCCCCUCUCCCCCCCCAAAUAAACCCGAUGUGAAUCGCU
Molecule: messenger RNA, 2278 nt
Organism: Vidua macroura (Pin-tailed whydah)
Lineage: Eukaryota; Metazoa; Chordata; Aves; Passeriformes; Viduidae
Gene: GRIPAP1
Product: GRIP1 associated protein 1
Biological process (GO): regulation of recycling endosome localization within postsynapse; neurotransmitter receptor transport, endosome to postsynaptic membrane; regulation of neurotransmitter receptor transport, endosome to postsynaptic membrane
Cellular component (GO): glutamatergic synapse; postsynaptic recycling endosome; extrinsic component of postsynaptic early endosome membrane
Source: RefSeq, a predicted model, not a curated record